Molecule: messenger RNA, 1243 nt
Organism: Anastrepha ludens (Mexican fruit fly)
Lineage: Eukaryota; Metazoa; Arthropoda; Insecta; Diptera; Tephritidae
Product: odorant receptor 67d-like
Exons: 4
Coding region: 1-1161 (386 amino acids)
Biological process (GO): detection of chemical stimulus involved in sensory perception of smell; sensory perception of smell
Cellular component (GO): plasma membrane
Molecular function (GO): odorant binding; olfactory receptor activity
Source: RefSeq, a predicted model, not a curated record
AUGGAAACACAAAAGCGUCCUUCUGAUAAUUACUAUAAGGUGCUCACCAUAAUUCGCUUCUGCUCUCGCCUUAUGGGUAUUGAUGUUAUAAACCCAGAUUUUAAAUUUAACUACGUAACUGCUUUCGUUGUGAUUGCCAUUGCGUGGAAUUUCUUAUGUUCAUUGUACACGAUUUACAAAGACAUUGCCACGGAUUGGACAAUACUCCUGGAUGUAUUCGCACCUAUCAGUUGUGCCACUCAAGGGUUUGUGAAACUAUGUUCGCUUUGGGCGUACCCGGAGCUAUAUCGACAAUUAGCUGUGGAAAUUGGGCAGAUCUAUGAGAAAUACCAAUCAUUGGGACAGAAAUAUGAAAACAAAUUAAAAGAAUGGAAUAAGAGCAUGAAGAAAAUUUUGAUUGCUGGUGCCCUAGUAUAUUUUACAUCGUCUUGCCUAAGUCUGGUCACACCGCUUUUUCUGUAUAUCUUCAAGGGUGAAAGACAUCUGAUUAUUAUGUGCCAGAUGCCAUAUGUCGAUUUGGACACCAAUCAAGGCUACUUUAUUACGAUCACCUACAAUGUUUUAUGUGUUUUCAUAGCCGCAUUUGGAUUGUAUGCGGCCGACUUGUAUGUUUUCCUCUACUUAACGCACUCAAUUUUCUUCUACGACAUAUUCGAAUUGAAAGUGAGUGAUCUGCAUGAGUUGCUGCAACAGGACUCGAAGGAUAAACGAGUAACCGCCGUAAUAAAUAGUAUAGCGGAAUGGCAUCAAUAUUACUUGGACUUUAAUGAUAAAUGCAAUUCGAUAUUCUUUUGGACCAUCUCGGCGCACAUCAUCUGUACGACUUUGGGCAUUUUGAGUACGUUGCUCAUAAUUAUACUGAAAUAUUGGCCUAGUGCGUAUGCCUACAUAUUUGUCUGCUUUGUAUGGUUGUAUAUGUACUCUUUUUUGGGUACACGGGUUGAAAUAUGCAAUGAUCAGUUUUGCGAUGGAAUUUACGAUAUCAACUGGUAUGACUUAAAUGUUUGUGACCAGAGGACUGUACUUUUAAUGCUCUUGCAAUCUCAAGUGCCACGCAUUAUAACCAUAGCGGGAGUCGAACCAUUGUCAGUGAACACUGCGCUUAAGAUCACUCGCUCAAUCUACAGCCUAGUUAUGAUGGUGGUGCAGUUCAGUGAAUAACCUCAAACUUAGAUAAACAGAAGAGCAACACAAAUCCUUUUGUAGUUAUGCAAUGUUAUUUUAGCCGUUCGCAUCAUCUAAA